AAUGACUCAGACAACUUCUUCUCCCCCAAACACCCCAAACACCCUUACUUUGUACAUAAAAUGGACCCCAAAGUCGGAGUCGGCGUCUUCAUUUUCAAUGCUACAGGCAAAUUCGUCAUCGGCAAGCGAAAGGGUAGUCUUGGCGCCGGCACAUGGGGAUUACCAGGUGGACACCUCGAGUUCGGUGAAUCCUUUGAGACCUGUGCGGCCCGUGAGACCCUCGAAGAAACAGGUCUGAAGAUCGAGGAUGUGCGAUUUUUAAAUGCCACGAAUUCAAUCAUGAAGGAGGAAAAUAAGCACUACAUUACCAUUUUCAUGGGUGGUGUCUGUGAGGAGGGUAUUGAUCCUCAGAUACUUGAGCCGGAGAAGUGCGAGGGGUGGGAAUGGAUUUCGUGGGAUGAGUUGCGGAUGUACGGGGAGGAGGAGAUGAAGGCUGGUGACGGGUUCGAGGGGAGAAGGUUGUUUUUGCCUCUUUUGGAAUUGUUCAGACAGCGUCCUGAUUUUCGGGUUUGA
Messenger RNA from Penicillium hordei, 513 nucleotides. RefSeq names its product nucleotide triphosphate diphosphatase NUDT15. The transcript has 3 exons. Gene Ontology annotation, molecular function: 8-oxo-7,8-dihydrodeoxyguanosine triphosphate pyrophosphatase activity. Gene Ontology annotation, cellular component: cytosol. NCBI's taxonomy places the organism in Eukaryota, Fungi, Ascomycota, Eurotiomycetes, Eurotiales, Aspergillaceae. The annotation marks the transcript as partial. The record is from RefSeq and is a predicted model, not a curated record. Gene Ontology annotation, biological process: dGTP catabolic process.